Molecule: messenger RNA, 538 nt
Organism: Dentiscutata heterogama
Lineage: Eukaryota; Fungi; Glomeromycota; Glomeromycetes; Diversisporales; Gigasporaceae
Source: the annotation of a GenBank genome assembly
AUUAUUCCAUCAAAAUGCAUUUCUUUAUCGCCACAUUCACUCUCGGCAUCAUCGAUUGUAUGCACCUUACGCUUUUGGAGCACUUUACAAUCAUCCUAUAGAAGGCUUCUUGUUUGAUUCUCUCGGCGCUACUAUUGCGUUUACAUUAUCAGGAUUAUCAAGCAUUGAUCAUGUAUGUUUACAAGUGAGCUUUGAUGAUAACGAUCUCAUGUGUCGUACAGUCGAUGACCAUUCAGGUUAUGAUAUACCAUUCAAUCCUAUACAGAGAAUAUUUGGAAAUAACGCUAUUUAUCAUGAUAUUCAUCAUCAAACAUAUGGAUUGAAAAAGAAUUUUUCACAACCGUUUUUUACCUUCUGGGAUCGCAUUUUUGGAACUUACUUGCCUUAUCAUGAAGUACCAAAAGUUUUGGAAGAGGAUUCGCCUAGAGAUAUUGCCGAUGAUGACGAUGAUCCCCAAGCCUUGAAAAAGUCUAAAACUAUGGAAUCCAGAACUUCGUCUAAAAGAUACAAUUUGAGAUCGAGAAAAAAUAUUUCCUAA